Molecule: messenger RNA, 318 nt
Organism: Aspergillus glaucus CBS 516.65
Lineage: Eukaryota; Fungi; Ascomycota; Eurotiomycetes; Eurotiales; Aspergillaceae
Exons: 1
Coding region: 1-318 (105 amino acids)
Source: RefSeq, a predicted model, not a curated record
AUGGUCAUAAUAGAGCCUCAGCUCAAACUCGCUCAUAUUCGAAUCCUCAACAAUCGCUGGGAGAUUGUCGAGAUUGCUCAUGCUCGCGACGUGGUAGUUGAGUCUGAAACUAAGAGUACACCUGACCAGAGCGACGACGAUGAUGCUGCUGCUGGUGACAAAGAGGAGGGCAUUGAUAAUGAAACAGAUGACACUGACUCGGACUAUGAUUCUGACUUUGAGAAUGGAAGGCUUCGGAAACUCCCUCGGUUGCGGGAGCUAGAUAAAAAAGCGGUUGAUAGGAUUCGGAUCUUUAAGGCGAAGAAUAGAAGACUGUAA